Molecule: messenger RNA, 1278 nt
Organism: Colletotrichum chrysophilum
Lineage: Eukaryota; Fungi; Ascomycota; Sordariomycetes; Glomerellales; Glomerellaceae
Exons: 1
Coding region: 1-1278 (425 amino acids)
Source: RefSeq, a predicted model, not a curated record
AUGCUGCGCAAAAAGGAGGUCUACACGACCAUCACCCCCAUCCCGGGCUUCAUCCCCCGCCAGCUCGCCAUCGACAUCCUCCACUCCCACUCCGAGGUCAUCACCCUCAACCCCCUCGUCCUUGAACACAAGCCCAUCAAGGCGCCCCGCGACGCCGCCGCCGACGAGUACUACUCCACCUGGUACGAGAUCACCGAGCGCGUCCAGUUCAUCCCGGGAAUCGGCAAGAUGGGCUCCGGCAAGAUCUCCUUCAACGGCUGCUUCCACGACAUGCCCUGGGGCCUGCAGACGCACACCUACGCCCCCAUGAACAUCGACAUCCGCAUCAAGUACCGCAUCGACGGCAACCAGCCCGGCGUCGAGCCCCCGCACCAGCCCGAGAUUGGCAUGGCCGGCCUGGGUGUCCCCGUUGACGGCCUCUACCUGCGCGAAGAUAUCGAGAUCCGCUGCAACGUCACCAUGACCAGCUUCGUGCGCACCCAGCUCAAGGCCGCCAGCAAGGAGAUGGUCUCCCGCAUCAUCAAAAAGGCAGAGCUCCUCGACGCCGGCGUGCUGCAGGCCAUGAUCGAGGACGGCAAGCUCAAGACGAUCAACCCCGCCGACAGGACGAGCACCGGCAUCAGCGGCGCCAGAUCACCCACCUUCCCGCCCCAGCGCCCCAACGGGAGCCCCCGCCCCGAGUCCGUCUCCUCCCCGCGCUACCAGGUGCCCCGCCCCGUCUCCAUGGCCAGCAUGGGCCGCCCCGGCUCGCAGGGCAACUACGCGCCGCAGUACGCCCAACAACAACACCAACAACCCAUGGAGCUCCCCAGCUCCCCGCAAAACCAGCAACACACCGCGCCGGGCCACACCUCCUUUAUCGCCGAGCUGCCGGGGAACUUCUACCACCCGCCCGAGAACAAGACGCUCUACCCGCCGUCGCCGCAGCCGCAGGGUUCCGGCUCCCCGCCGCAGUACGACCGCAACUCCAUGUCGCAGCAGAGCUCGCAGCUGUCCCCGGACCCGAACUCGUGGCGCUGGUCGCAGGGCCAGCCGAGCCCGAGCCAGCAGGGCAGCCGCCCGACGAGCAUGAGCUCCGACGGCAGCGGAGGCUACGCUAGUCCCGGGCUGGAUCACAAGGGCUUCUCGUCGGAGCUGGCGACGCACGCGGAGACGCAGGAGGAGCACCGCCGGGAUCCGAUCAAGGUGGCGGAUGCGUCGCAGCACAGAGUGAAAGGCCCGACGGCGUAUCAGGCGUAUCAGUAUAACCCUGCAGACUACGUGCAGGUGGGGAGGUGA